This is a messenger RNA of Dovyalis caffra, 519 nucleotides long. NCBI's taxonomy places the organism in Eukaryota, Viridiplantae, Streptophyta, Magnoliopsida, Malpighiales, Salicaceae. The record is from the annotation of a GenBank genome assembly.
AUGGCCAGUUCAACAUAUGUGCAAGCACUCAUCCUCCUGCUAAGUGCUUCUAUGUGGGCAAUAAGCAUGGCAAACAGGCAAUGGCAACAUGGGUUCAACUACCCUGAUUGGAGUCACAAACGUCACCCUUCUCGUCAAAACAGUACAGAUACACCCAACAAGAUCGUUGUAGGUGGAUCUCAAAAUUGGACGUUCGGUGUUAACUAUACUGAUUGGGCUCUCAAGAAUGGCCCAUUUUACUUCAAUGAUACUCUAGUGUUCAAGUAUGAUCCGCCAAGUGACACAAACAUUCAUCCUCAUAGUGUCUACUUGCUACCAAACCUGUGGAGCUUCUUAAAAUGUGACCUGAGCAAAGCCAUGUUGAUCGCUAACGCGACAGAAGGAGGUGGCGACGGGUUCGAGUUCGUGCUCAAGAAGUGGCAGCCCUAUUACUUUGCUUGCGGCGGAGGUGCUGGCUUCCACUGUAAUAAUGGCACCAUGAAGUUCUUUGUCAUGCCAAUGUUUCGUCGAGGGCACUGA